Messenger RNA from Penicillium canescens, 333 nucleotides. RefSeq lists its product as uncharacterized. The coding region runs from base 1 to 333 and encodes 110 amino acids. The transcript is spliced from 2 exons. The record is from RefSeq and is a predicted model, not a curated record. NCBI's taxonomy places the organism in Eukaryota, Fungi, Ascomycota, Eurotiomycetes, Eurotiales, Aspergillaceae.
AUGGCAAUGACCUCCCUGCAUGUAGCUGUACUGAGGCAAGCUACGGGAAUUGUCGAAACAAUCGAAAUUGUCCUUCAGGACAUGAAAGAGUCGCAGAAAUUGAUCUAUAUAGAUCAGCCUGAUGAGCUUGAUAACACCGCACUGUCAUAUGCAAUCUCAACCGCUUCCACACCCAUAGUCCAUACCCUCGUCCGUGCUGGGCGUCGAGCGUUCGGUCGAGUCCGGGUCGCCACGGCAUUCGAGUCCAUCCCCCAAGAAUGGCUGCACCACGAGGAGGUGGCAGAGUCGGACUUCGCAGCCCGGCUAUCAGGAGUUGUUCCUGGUGAGUCGUGA